Messenger RNA from Orussus abietinus, 1268 nucleotides. RefSeq lists its product as uncharacterized. NCBI's taxonomy places the organism in Eukaryota, Metazoa, Arthropoda, Insecta, Hymenoptera, Orussidae. The record is from RefSeq and is a predicted model, not a curated record.
CUCAUCUCUGUCCAAUAUGCCGGACAAGACAGACAUAUGGCAAGCGGUUAUCCGCUAGGUUAUAAACAUCUUUUAGUACAUGUGUAAACAAAUGUUUAUCCAAAGAAGUAUACAAGCAUCGAGGAUGGCUCAUGACAAUUUUCGAAAGAGAAUGCAUCAAAAUAUAACUUUUAAAGGGAUUAAAAAGUAUUAAGAUGCCACAUUUACUGCUGGUACAUCGUCUGAUAACCCACAAAAUGGGUCAAGACCAAACAUGUCAAAAAUCGACAAGGCUCUUGGACUUUUGUUUUUUGGGUGUAAUAUUCCUUUUGCAGUUGUGGAAUUGAAUCAUUUUUUUAAUUUUAUUAAACUUUUAAACCCUAAUUAUAUACCUCCUAUGAGGAAGACACUGAGUGGGCUGAUUCUAAACGAAGUCUAUGAAAAGAUUGUUAAUGAUAAAAAAUCAAUGGCAGAUGAACACAGACUACUCUUGAAUGAUUUGAAAAAUAAAAGUAAAAAUGAAAAAUAUAUUGUGGGAACUAUCCGCAAUACUACAGGAAAACAACUCUUUUUAAAUGCUUGGGAUUUUACAGAAAUAUUCGAAACUGCGGGAGCUUUAAAAGAAGUGACAGGAAAGACUGUCAAAGAAGCCAAAGAGAAAUACAACAUGGAAAUAUAUGCACAAUGCUUCAGUGAUGAUUAGCAUGGGUAAAAUGAUAGAUUUGUGGCAUGUAACUUGUAAUAGUCAGAAGGGAAAUUUGCUAGCGAAAGGACUGGUAGAAUCUGCAUUUAAUGAAGAAGUGAAACUAGUUCUAACAAAGUUUAAAUCUUCAAAUUUAGAAAAACAACUUGUUCUGUUUGGUGGCCAAAGAAUCGUUGUACCAGAGGAAACCCGGUGGUGUUCUUAUCGAGGUGUUUAUAGAUGUUGUCUUAAAAAUCUAUCGAACAUGCGAAAAAUUGUUCGAAAAGAGAUUUAUGAGGUUCAUGCGAAAGUAGUCGACUUAAUUUUUGACAAGUCAUUUCAAGAAAAAUUAUUAUCAACCAUACUAAUUUUCGAUGCAGUUUGUGAAUUAGUCAAUAAAUGUAAGAAUAUUUCUUUUAGUAUAGCAGAAGCUUUAAAUGAGUGAAAUUAGAGUUACCUAUAUCCGAUGAAAAUUUGGAAUUACUUUUGGUACAACACCUUAAAAAAAUUGGAAGACCAAUUUGUUUUUGUUUUAUCCAUAUGUUUCAUCCCAUCAUUUACUUUUCGGUCUUCCACCUUUAUACAUUUUGAUACAAAUAUUUGUUAC